Messenger RNA from Sorghum bicolor (sorghum), 2504 nucleotides. RefSeq names its product subtilisin-like protease SBT3.8. Gene Ontology annotation, molecular function: serine-type endopeptidase activity. NCBI's taxonomy places the organism in Eukaryota, Viridiplantae, Streptophyta, Magnoliopsida, Poales, Poaceae. The record is from RefSeq and is a predicted model, not a curated record. The transcript has 10 exons. Gene Ontology annotation, biological process: proteolysis. Bases 95 to 2311 code for a protein of 738 amino acids.
CAUUCAUGCACACGUCUAUAAAUACAUGUCCAUUAAGCCAUUACCAGCACGAUUAUGAGCAUUGAGCAAGAUCGCACACAAAGACCACAAAGAGAUGGGGUUACAUUCUUCCACGCGUGCCUGUGUAGCUUUGGCGCUACUACUUUGCUUUUGCACGGUGUCACUGGGGGCGCAUGGAGGAUCGCGUAGCAGGCUUUAUAUCGUAUACCUAGGAGAUGUGAGACAUGGACACCCCGACGAGGUCAUUGCUUCGCACCAUGAUCUACUCGCCACUGUUCUCGGAAGCAAGGAAGAUUCUCUGGCUUCCAUGACCCACAACUACAAGCACGGCUUCUCAGGCUUCGCUGCAAUGCUUACUGAAGAUCAAGCUGAACAGCUUGCAGAGCUUCCGGAAGUCAUUAGUGUCCAACCUAGCAGAACCUUCACUGCUGCCACCACUCGUAGCUGGGACUUCCUUGGUCUCAACUACCAGAUGCCUAGUGAGCUGCUCCGUAAAAGCAACCAAGGGGAGGAUAUAAUCAUCGGGGUUAUUGACAGCGGUAUCUGGCCGGAGUCGAGAAGCUUCAGCGACGAAGGGUAUGGCCCGGUGCCGUCACGGUGGAAAGGCGAGUGCCAAGUCGGACAGGGCUGGAACAGCAGCCACUGUAACCGCAAGAUCAUCGGCGCGCGCUUCUACAGCGCCGGAUUGCCCGAAGAGAUCCUAAACACCGACUACCUGUCUCCUCGGGACGUCAAUGGCCACGGCACGCACACGGCCUCCACGUCGGCUGGUUCGGUCGUUGAGGCGGCCAGCUUCCACGGCCUCGCCGCCGGCGCGGCGCGUGGCGGCGCGCCCCGCGCCCGCAUUGCCGUGUACAAGUCCCUCUGGGGUGUAGGCACGUAUGGCACCAGUGCAGGCGUGCUCGCCGCAAUCGACGACGCGAUACACGACGGGGUUGACGUGCUCUCGCUGUCGCUGGCUCAUCCCCAGGAGAAUUCGUUUGGUGCCCUGCACGCGGUUCAGAAGGGGAUCACCGUCGUGUAUGCGGCCGGCAACAGCGGGCCGACCCCGCAGACGGUUGCGAACACGGCUCCGUGGGUCAUCACUGUAGCUGCGAGUAAGAUUGAUCGGUCGUUUCCAACCGUGAUCACGCUGGGAAACAAGCAACAGAUCGUGGGACAAUCCCUGUACUACCAUGGGAAUAACUCGUCGGGAAGCACUUUCAAACCUCUUGCAUAUGGAGACUUAUGCACCGUCGAUUCUUUGAACGGCACGGACGUGAGAGGCAAGGUUGUGAUCUGUGCAUCCAGCAUUGUAUCACAGCUUGCGCCUUUGUCGGUGGCGUCAAAAAAUGUCGUGAACGCUGGAGGCUCUGGUCUCAUCUAUGCUCAAUACACCAAGGACAACACCGAUUCCACAGCUGAAUGCGGAGGCAUUGCAUGUGUUCUCGUGGACAUGACAAGUAUCUAUCAAAUCGACAAAUACAUGGGCGAUGCAAGCUCUCCUGUGGCCAAGAUCGAGCCAGCGCGCAGCAUUACCGGUAACGAGUUUUCCCCAACCAUCGCAGAGUUUUCCUCAAGAGGUCCAUCCAUCGAGUACCCUGAAGUAAUCAAGCCUGACAUAGCUGCACCUGGAGCCAGCAUCUUAGCAGCUGAAAAAGAUGCAUAUGUAUUCAAAUCUGGGACAUCAAUGGCUACGCCACACGUAGCUGGCAUCAUCGCCCUGCUGAAAUCUCUACAUCCACAAUGGUCCCCUGCUGCACUGAAAUCAGCUAUCAUCACCACAGCGUCUGUAACCGACGAGCAUGGCAUGCCGAUACUGGCUGAAGGGUUGCCUCGGAAGAUUGCUGACCCAUUUGACUACGGAGGUGGAAACAUUAACCCUAACAAGGCAGCUGAUCCUGGCUUGAUUUAUGACAUUAAUCCAAGCGAUUACAACAAGUUCUUUGGCUGUGCUAUCAAUAAGACAUACAUAAGAUGCAAUGAAACUUCAGUGCCAGGGUACCACCUGAACCUACCAUCCAUCUCCAUUCCAAAUCUGAGGCGACCGAUUACCGUAUCAAGGACGGUCACAAACGUUGGUGAGGUCGACGCAGUUUACCAUGCCGCAAUCCAGAGCCCAGCUGGAGUCAAAAUGGAUGUUGAACCUUCCGUCCUCGUGUUCAAUUCUACAAACAAAGUUCACACAUUUCAGGUGAAAUUAUCACCUAUGUGGAAGCUACAGGGAGACUACACAUUUGGCAGCCUUACUUGGUACAAGGGCCAAAAGACAGUUCGGAUUCCAAUAGCUGCCCGGACCACACUCCAUGAUUUUUAUGCUGAUGUUGCAUAAUUGGGUUGGAACAGAUGGCUGUCUUAUAUCAUUGUUUUCCUUUUAUAGUAUUCUUUGCAACGGUAUAGAAGAAUAAGCAGUGCAAGUUGCAGUAUGGCCUCAUCUGUAUAUUUGUCUUAUCGACAUUAGCAGAACAGCUAGCGUUAUUGAGCUACAAAAUUUGAAUAAAGCUUUAUACAACUAUGUCAAAAUA